UCUAAUAUCAUCAUCUACAUCUCACAACACUAACCAGCUUGAUCUGUUCUUCACAACUUUCUUUUUCUUUGCUCAUAUAUCAUUCUCAUAAAAAAUCAUGGGUCUCCAGAAGCACGAACAAGAAAUUACCUCCUCUCUGUCAGCAGAAAAAAUAUUCAAUGGAUUGAUCGUUGAUGUUGAUAACAUUUUCCCCAAGGCCGCUCCGGGAGCUUACAAAAAUGUCGAAAUCAAAGGUGAUGGUGGAGUUGGAACCAUCAAACACAUCACUCUUCCUGAUGGAAGCCCAAUCACAACAAUGACCCUUAGAACUGAUGCCCUUGACAAGGAGGCAUGCACAGUCCAAUACAGCAUCAUCGAUGGGGACGUUCUGUUGGGACUCAUUGACAAAAUUGAAACUCAUCUUGUCGUUGUGCCAAAUGCCGAUGGAGGCAGCACCACCAAGACGACGACCAUAUUCCACACCAAAGGUGAUGCUGUGGUCCCAGAAGAGAACAUUAAGUAUUCCGAGGAGCAGAACAUAUCCGUAUUCAAGGCUAUUGAGGCUUAUCUCAUUGCAAAUUAAUCAC
Molecule: messenger RNA, 566 nt
Organism: Daucus carota subsp. sativus
Lineage: Eukaryota; Viridiplantae; Streptophyta; Magnoliopsida; Apiales; Apiaceae
Product: dau c 1 isoallergen Dau c 1.0301-like
Exons: 2
Coding region: 98-562 (154 amino acids)
Biological process (GO): defense response; abscisic acid-activated signaling pathway
Cellular component (GO): nucleus; cytoplasm
Molecular function (GO): protein phosphatase inhibitor activity; abscisic acid binding; signaling receptor activity
Source: RefSeq, a predicted model, not a curated record